This is a messenger RNA of Guillardia theta CCMP2712, 654 nucleotides long. RefSeq lists its product as hypothetical. The transcript has a single exon. Lineage: Eukaryota; Cryptophyceae; Pyrenomonadales; Geminigeraceae. Bases 1 to 654 code for a protein of 217 amino acids. The record is from RefSeq and is a predicted model, not a curated record.
AUGUCCCUCCCUCUAUCCCUCUAUCCUUCUUAUCUACUAGGCAGCGAAGACCCCUCCUUCAACCCCUCUUUCCUUCUCCCCAUAGACACCGCCGAUGUCUCAACCUCCGACCGCCUCAACAACCAUUUCUUCAUCUCUUCCUCUUGCCACGAUGUCUUAAUCCUCCUUCCUCCUCCCUGCACAAUACCUGUCCCUGACCUCUCCCUGGCCGACGACCCCUCCCUCGACGUCCUCCCGCCUCUCCCCGACGACACCGCUCCCGCAGACGCCUGCCGGGGCCCGGAGACCAGCCGCUGGGACGCGGCGGCGCGGAGCAAGCACAGCUCGGCGUGCAGGGGCAGGAGCCGGCUGACCGCGCAGGAGAAGCUCGACAUCGUCUGCCUCUACUACUCGGCGCCAGUGUCUCCAACGGGGAAACGGUCUAUGCGGCAGCGAGACCUGUCGAGGAUGUACGGCAAGAGCCGUGCGGCGAUCAGCAAGGUGCUGAGGCCGGAGUACGCGAAGGGGGUCAUGACGACGGCUCAAGGGCUCAUGGUCAGGAACCGCAACGAGGUCCUCGAGAGCAUCGCGGAGGAGGAGCGUCUGAAGGAGGAGCCCAUGCAGUCUACCUGGAUGGAAAUGAUGCGGCGAGGGCCAGUGGGAAAGAGGGGGUAG